Messenger RNA from Mirounga angustirostris (Northern elephant seal), 7073 nucleotides. It is a transcript of the gene DUSP22, whose product is annotated as dual specificity phosphatase 22. Gene Ontology annotation, biological process: protein dephosphorylation; signal transduction. Bases 417 to 971 code for a protein of 184 amino acids. Lineage: Eukaryota; Metazoa; Chordata; Mammalia; Carnivora; Phocidae. The record is from RefSeq and is a predicted model, not a curated record. Gene Ontology annotation, cellular component: cytosol. Gene Ontology annotation, molecular function: protein tyrosine/serine/threonine phosphatase activity; protein tyrosine phosphatase activity. The transcript is spliced from 8 exons.
GGCAGCCUGGAAGCUGUGAGCUGCGCAGGGCGGGGCGAGCGGUCGCAGCGCCCGGGAGCCCGACGACGAGUACCGGGGAGCCGGCCGGGGAGGGGUUCUUGGGCGCUCACGGGGCGUGCACUGGCAAAGCGAGACCAUUUCCCGGCAAGGGCGCCAGUUCCUCCGCUCUGCUCGGCCGGGAAGUCCGGGGCGGACUAGCGGAAAGCCCUACCGUCCAGGCCAGCUCCCUGGAGCAAACCGAGUGGCCUGGAUGUCCCUGAUUAUUAUUGUUGUUGUUGUUUAUACUGCGAGCACGAAAUUCCUCCCCAGGGCCUCCUCCCCCGCCCGCUCCACCUGCUCCUCCCUCCUGUUGUAACAUGCCAUUAGUGAGCCUGCGACCUCAUUUCCAAGGGUGCUAGAGUUCGCAUUCAGCCACCAUGGGGAAUGGGAUGAACAAGAUCCUGCCUGGCCUAUACAUCGGCAACUUCAAAGAUGCCAGAGAUGCAGAGCAAUUGAGCAAGAACAAGGUGACACACAUUCUGUCUGUCCACGAUAGUGCCAGGCCUCUGUUGGAGGGGGUUAAAUACCUGUGCAUUCCAGCAGCGGAUUCACCAUCUCAGAACCUGACAAGACAUUUCAAAGAAAGUAUUAAAUUCAUUCACGAGUGCCGACUCAGGGGUGAGGGCUGUCUUGUACAUUGCCUGGCCGGUGUCUCCAGGAGUGUGACUCUGGUGAUCGCAUACAUCAUGACCAUCACCGACUUUGGCUGGGAGGAUGCCCUGCACACUGUGCGUGCAGGGAGGUCCUGUGCCAACCCCAACCUGGGCUUCCAGAGACAGCUCCAGGAGUUUGAGAAGCAUGAAGUCCACCAGUACCGGCAGUGGCUGAAGGAAGAAUAUGGAGAGAGCCCUUUGCGGGAUGUGGAAGAAGCCAAAAACAUUCUGGCCACUGCAGGAAUUCUGAAGCACUGGGCCUUUCUCAGAAGACUGUAAGGUACCUGAAGUUUCUGAAAUAUCGCAAAGCCACAGAGUUUAGGCUGGUGCUGCCAAAAAGAAAAGCAACCUAGAGUUUAUUUUUAAGUAUCCAGAAGCGAUUUGUAAAUUUGGUUUUCAUUUUAAACUGAAUACAUGUGUAAUGAUGUUCUAUGUUGAGAACUAAAGAUACUCUUCCCCAAGAGAAAAUAUUUUUACCUUAAUACCACUACUACAGCAAUAUCUUUAACCUUAACUUUGGGUUUAUAAAGCAAUCUCAAGAGCCCUACUGCACUGUUUUGGUAACUGUUUAGUAAUCGUGAUUGCUUCUCAUGAGAAUUGUGCUGGGUAAACUCUGCUUGUGUGUUCUUAAAUUCCCCAGCUUGGGAAAUACCUCUUGCUGUGUGCUCUGCCCAUGGUUUGUGUUCCCCAUGGUGGACUUUACCAAAAGCUACACAUUUUUGUUAACAAAGGGCCACCGAGCAUUGAAGUCCAUGUGCAAUGCACUCUUCCUUAGCUGAGGUGUGGAUGUCAUACAUGUUCCUGCCGCUGAGGGUUGUGAAGCAGGAUUGGAGCCUGCUCCUAUAGCAGUAAUUGCUGGUGUAAUUGCAGAGACCACUCUUUCCUCCAGAAGGUAGUACAGGGGGCACUUAGGAGAAGUGAAUUAAUUUCACCAUGAGAGAAAAAUUGAUCCUCAGCGUGAACAGAAAGAAACCCAGAAAGUGGACUCAUAGUUCUCUGGCACAUGGCACCUCUGGAAUUACUGCAUUUAUCACAAGGGUGAGGGGUGUGCAGCCCAGGUGCUCCAUGAACAUUUGCUGCACAUUGUUGAAUGCAGUUUACUCUGAUUCCAUAUUCAGCUUUUAAUUUGAAGAAACACAGCCUGGCUUGAAGAGCAAUUUAAGUCAGUUUCCUAAAUUUUCCUUGUCUAAAUCUAGUGGAGGAAGAAGGAGAUUUAACGUUUCCCUCCAAGGAUAAUUUGGGCCUGAACUAAGGGCAGGUGGAUAGAGGAGCUAAUAUACAUGGACCCUUUAACUGUAGGUGGCAGGCUUCACCUAUGUUCUGAGUUUCUGCUUCUAAUGCCUGGAAUCUCCUGACAAGGGCUCAGGGAAGGGGCUGGAAUGAAGAGGAGGACCCUUUGCACGGGCGGCAGCCCCUGCCAGGUGUGGGAUGAUAUGCACUGAUCAGUUUCAGUCAUUAAAAUGCUUAUUCUGACUCAGCAAGCCUGCCUGGAUGUAGCACAGGUAAUCCAGUUGUAGGAGCCUCUGAGUGCUCUCAUGUGCCAGCCCUGAAAGCCCUGAGAUGUCUCCACUUCCCACUUGUGAGUGUGUGCCAGAGCCUUGUCUCUGUGGAAAACUCGGGAACAGUGGCCAAGACGUAGUACAGAGCCUCAGGAAGACCUCUGUGCUGUGGGUAGGACAACGAGGCAGCAGAAUUAGGAAAAAAGGUUUUCUGGUGAUGGCCCCAAUCCAGUAGAGGCACUCAUCCCUCACAGGCUGACAUCCUUUCCUGUCCCCCUCCUCUUGCUAUAGGACCAGAUCUGGCACCAACAAUAAUCCUCUAAUAAUUGUCUGGUGUUCUGUGGGUUACAAACUAUCACUGCAAAGCUUUAUAAACCCACAGAGGGUAUUAUAUUAUUCAUUUGAGGCUCAAAGAGGCCAAAAAAUACACCAAAAACGGAAAAUGUUAGCUCUGAUUUGCCUGAAUUUUGAACUUUUGAACCCGAAUCAGUGGGUUAAGAGAGGGAGGAGCUGAGCUGCCCCUGCGCUUUGAACUUAGAAGUUUGUAAGGCUCUAGUGGGCCAAGGGGGAACCGGCACCCCUGCAGCAAAGCUGUAUGGCUGCAGAAGCCAGAACCUCUAUUUGGUUGCUUCCCCCACCACACCCCUUUCUCCCUGGGGGGUUUGGGGCCCCAUCAGUGGAGUUGGCAGUUAGGAAAAUUGGCAAUUGCAGAGUGGGUCAUAAGGACCAGUAUAGGUGGUCCUGGUGCUAUGUGUGGGGGAGGGGAAGAGAAACACCAUUCCAGUUUUGGGGUGAGGAAGGCAGUGUUCAGGGAAGGCAUCUUGGAAAAAGUGAUACCUAAUUUGAGACUUCAAGCUUAAGUGCUGGAAUUAGUUGGGCAUAGCGGGAGGAAGGGGAGUCCAGGCAGAGGCCCAGCAUGUGUGUUAACUUGGUGGCAUGAGGGAGCACAGUGCGCUGGGGUGACCCCAAGUCACUCUGUGUGACUAGGGCAAGAGCCAAGGGGUGGGCAGUGAUGGUAAGUGAUACAGACAAAGCUGCGCACCCAAGCAAGGGCCCAGUCAGCCAGGUUGAUACCAUUGCUUAGUAUGUGUAUAGUACCAUACCUUAGUAUACAGUAGCUGGUUUACUUCUUAUACUAGCCCUUGGAGCUAAUCAAGCUCAGAGGUCGUGCCGUGCCAGCUUCCCACAGGGCUGAUUCCUGAGCUUAGAGCUUCAUAAGAAGCAUGCAUGCCAUUAUGCGGAUGUAAUGAGUAGGGGUGGGGGCUCGCUGAACUUGCUAGGGCAAGCAGGUACCAUGGUUGGUUGGUGUGUAGGUGGAUAAUGGAGGGUCCACAUUGGAGGCCAGUCGGGGGCAGCUGUUACAAUCAUCCAGGUGAUUGAAGAUGAUGCCCUGAACAGGGUCAUGGUGGUGGAGAAGAAGAGGGGCCAAGGAAGCAAAUAGAUUUGGGCUUGAGGGAGGUUGGGAAGGGAGAAGCAAAUGCUCUUGGUACUGCACUGAAUGUGAGGGACUAUGGAUUUUGUGGCCUUGACACUCUGGAAUCUUGCUUCCAACACAAUGGUUCUUUGUAUCAACAUCCUCCUUUCCUUUGAUGGUGGUGUAUGGGCUCUGAAAUGUCAAAGUUAGAUUUAAGGGGACUGCCAGACCUAGGGCCUCCAAGGGCAAUCAUCCCAGCUUUGCAGGUUAGGUCCUCAAGUUUAUCUGUGCACCCAGGACAGACUCCCAGGAACUAGACUCAUGACAAUGUGGAAUUCAGAUGUCCAAUUUUAUAAUUUAUUGUGAAAGAUAAAAAAGUAUCUUUAUGAAAACCAGUUUUAUUCCCUAGGCUAGUUCUCUUUCAUUAUCAGGAUUUUGGAGGAAGCCAAAUUAGUCAUUAGGCAUUGUCCUGUGAGAUGGACAUGGAGCUAAGAGCCUUUGCAGGGGGCAGGGGAUAAUCCUGAUCUGAUAUGCCCCAUAAUCAGAUUGCUAUUCCCAUAGCAUAUGUAAGUGGUAUUUCUACCAGGCUCCUGCUUUGCUCGCUGAAGUCACCUUUCCAGGGUCUAGCAGACCAUCCUGUUUAUGUACAAAGGUGAUCUUUGACUUAAGUGACCUUGUUUAGAGCACCUUCAUUAACCUUGGGUAUCCUCAUGUGUCUUCAAUAGCAUUUAUGCUUUUCUGUAAGGAUGGGUUCCCACUAGUGGCUUUUUUUCUCAUUUAUUGGGUGCUUGUUCUUUCUAGUUUCUGUCACAGUAGGGAACCCCACUUCCAACUUCUGGUGCUGUUUCGUGUUACUCAUGCAUAGAGACAACUUAGAAAAUCUAGUGAUUUGUGUGCGUGUGUGUGUGUGUGUGCGCACAUACAUCUGGGUCUUAUGUUUUUUAGUUUUGUUUUAGAGAAAUUCUUAGCUUUCAGGGGAGUCAUGUGUACAACAUCAAGGGCACCUCAAACUUGAGUACCUUAGGUGGCAGCUACCUGGGGCAACCAGGGAAAUGUCAGAGCCCAUAUUACACAACCAGAGCCAGUCACAAAGGGCUGCUCUGCACACCAGUAUCUAGUCAUAAAAAUAGGGAACACACUAAAAAUCAAAACCCUGUGAUCCCACACUAGAUGACUCCUCCCAUCCUGACCCUAAGUUAUUAAUAAUUUUAUUAAGAAUGUGCUUUCAACAUGCUUAUAUUUAUAUAUGUACUUAACCAGAAAUCACCAAGACUUCAGAGGGAAGUUCUUCUUCCCUUUCCUUUUUAUUGCCCAGAGAAGGGGAGAAACUGAGAAGAAGGAGAAGAAAAAAAAAAAAAAAGCUGCCUUUGACUUGUCACCGGAGGCUUGAGCAUGUCAGUUGUUCCCUUCUUAGGAUUUAGUAGGGUCUCCCUUAGGCCUUAGGCUCAUGGACUUGGAUGCAUGUAAUGCACUGGCCACAUUUCAUCAUGCAGAGAGAUCUUGACACUUUGCUCUUGUUUUCCUAUCCCCACUAUAGAUCUUGAGACCUGUCACUGCAGUAACAGGACAUAAUUAGUUCAGCCAGUACCAAAAUUAGUAAUCAAAAUUAGUAUCUAUUUUGUAGCUGAGGCUUAACCACCUAAUAAACAUCUGACUAAAGGUUGCAAGUGCUGUGCCUGUGUCUCUUUCCAUCGGGGGAAAGAAUUGCCAGUAUGUAUUUGAACAUCUGCAAGUUUAGGUUUAUUUUGGCUCUGGAUAUCUAUGCAAACUGUUGAUCAAGAGUUAGUAAUUUGCAGUUAAUUUUCCUGAAGUUUCUAGUUCAGUUAUUAGAGUCUGGUGUCAAAAGAGCUAUUUUAGCAGGUGACUGAAAUUACUAGGCAGUUCAACAUUCUGAGUGUGAUGUUGACUAUUUAGAGGUGGGGUUAGGAGAUGUAUUGGAUGAGAUUGUACCUGAGCACAUCCUUUAUUCAAAGGCCUACUUAAGAAAACUAGAUAUGGGGUGCCUGGGUGGCUCAGAUGGUUAAGUGUCUGCCUUCUGCUCAGGUCAUGGUCCCAGGGUCCUGGGAUAGAGCCCCGCAUCGGGCUCCCUUCUCAGCGGGAAGCCUGCUUCCCCCUCUCCCACUCCCCCUGCUUGUGUUACCUCUCUCGCUGUCUCUCUCUCUCUCUCUGUCAAAUAAAUAAAUAAAAUCUUGAAAGAAAGAAAAAGAAAGAAAAAAGAAAAGAAAACUAGAUGGGAGCCAGGGGUAAAAAAAUAAAACUGAUUUUUGUGGGUUUAACAACCCCUUCUAGGAAUAAUGUAGUUUUUGGAAAUAGUGCUGAUCACACCAUUUGCCUAUUUGUCCAACUUGACCCAAGAAGGCCGAAUUACAGUGGCCUUUCUACUUAGCUUCCCAGUCCUCUAGGACACACAUCAGUGACAAGCAAAUAUAUGAAUGGAACAUUGCCAUUGACAUGGUGUUGGUCCCUCUCUCCCCAUCAAGUCUGUUCAUCAUCAAGUGCUUUGCCCUCAGCCUCUUGUGCCCUUCACCAGAAGUGGCCAAACCAGCACAAACAGGAACCAUACUUUCUGGUGAGCAGGUUUGCCUUUUGUUGGUUGGCUGUGGGUUUCCCCAAGGCACUGAUAUGGAGCCUUUUUGGAAAAUACAAAUCAAAAGCCCUCUACAUGUGCACUAAAGAAAUGUCACCUUCUGCUUUGCAAAGGGUGUGCCCUUCAAGUCAAGAGACCCGAGUGGCGCUGAGCUUCCUCAGAAUGGGAAUCCCUAGAGAAGCUCGUCAUGUGCCAGGGGUUAGAUGUUUGGAUUCUCCUUUGGAUUCUCUCACCGAGGUGGUGACAGAGAGAAAGGCAAGAAGGUGUGAAAGCAGAGGACCAUUUCUAGACUGUUUGCAGAAGCCUUCAUGAAUCUCCCCAAAUCAGGUGCAUCCCAGAGGUGUACUGCAGAUGUGAGCUAAAACCCAUUUCAUGCCUUGAUAUUCACUGUCCCACAGCAGAGAGGCCUAUUCUCUGCUUUGCCAGAGCCCCUACCUGUCAUCUUCCACCUUCCACAAACAGGAAGGCACAGGUCCUGAUAGAGCAGGUUGGGGGAGAUGAGAGGCCAAGGUCCUGGACUGGUGACCAGGCAGCCAAGAUAGUCACAUGCCAGACAGGCCUGACUGAGGUCCAUUUUCAUCCUGGUUCUCUGGAAUACCUUGGGGAAGUCCCAGAGGAGGCAACCCACUCAUGUGGGGAACUUCUUCUAAGACUGGAGUAAAGAAGCUCCCUAGAAGGGAUGAGCAGUGCUAGAGGGCACCCUGUGUCGUGGCACAGUGAUAUGGGCAGAGACAGCCUCACAGCCUUCCUGGGUAGCAUUUUAUGUGUCUAGAAAGGCCUUUCUAAUCAUGAAGACCUCCCAUCUAGAUAACAAGAUAAUCAGCCUCGUGAUGGUCAACAGUUAUUCAGCACUUAAUGUGGGAGAGAAGCUGGCAUUGAGA